Molecule: messenger RNA, 447 nt
Organism: Dinoponera quadriceps
Lineage: Eukaryota; Metazoa; Arthropoda; Insecta; Hymenoptera; Formicidae
Product: putative glycerol kinase 5
Exons: 2
Coding region: 145-447 (100 amino acids)
Source: RefSeq, a predicted model, not a curated record
UUCACGAACGAAUUGAAUUGAAUGUUGACUUGAACGGGCGUGUGGCUCCUCAGGGUCGACGGCGGAGUUUCCGGAAAUAAUUUCAUUAUGUAAUUGCUGAGCGACUUAACGGGGCUGGAGGUGGAAUGUCCAGACACUGUCGAGAUGUCUAUCUUGGGGACAGCUCUCAUGGCCGGCUUGAAAAGCGGACUGUGGAGCAGCAGAGAUGAAAUAGCAAAACUUCGCCGAGUGAAAAAAGUAUUCAGACCAAACAAGGACAACCGUGAGUCGUAUAAAAACACGAUAGAUGAAUGGCAAAGGGCGAUUGACCGUUUGAAAAAUUGGUACCGACNCGCAUGUAAAGAGAAUGCGACAUUUCAUACGCACCAACCUAAUACAUCGUCAAUAGAAGCUAAAGAGAAGAAAAUUCAGGAUGUUGCGCAUAUUCGCGUCGGGAAUUCGCAAUAA